Aspergillus terreus NIH2624 is the source of this 681-nucleotide messenger RNA. Its product is annotated as NuoI/complex I 23 kDa subunit family protein. Gene Ontology annotation, molecular function: 4 iron, 4 sulfur cluster binding; NADH dehydrogenase activity. The transcript has 3 exons. The coding region runs from base 1 to 681 and encodes 226 amino acids. The record is from RefSeq and is a predicted model, not a curated record. Lineage: Eukaryota; Fungi; Ascomycota; Eurotiomycetes; Eurotiales; Aspergillaceae. Gene Ontology annotation, cellular component: membrane. Gene Ontology annotation, biological process: mitochondrial respiratory chain complex I assembly; mitochondrial electron transport, NADH to ubiquinone.
AUGGCCUCCUCCACGUCCAUGGUGAGGUUGGUCGCCUCCCGUCGCCCUGUCGCUACAGGCUUGACCUCGUCCUUCCGUCCCUUGACCUCCACCGCAAACUUCUCCUCCUCGGUCACCCGGGCCGCCACGCCUGCUGGUCCCCCUCAGCCCGGUUUCCGUCUGGCUCCCCCGAGAAAGUGGGAUCAGCCCACGGAGAGCUCGCUGGACAAGGCUACCAAGUACUUCCUGUUGGCCGAGAUGUUCCGCGGCAUGUACGUCGUGCUGGAGCAGUUCUUCCGACCACCCUACACCAUCUUCUACCCCUUCGAAAAGGGCCCCAUCUCUCCCCGGUUCCGUGGUGAACACGCCCUGCGUCGCUAUCCCACCGGCGAGGAGCGCUGCAUUGCCUGCAAGCUCUGCGAAGCCAUCUGCCCCGCCCAGGCCAUCACCAUCGAGGCCGAAGAGCGUGAAGACGGAAGCCGUCGGACGACCCGUUACGAUAUCGAUAUGACCAAGUGUAUCUACUGCGGUUACUGCCAGGAGAGCUGCCCCGUCGAUGCGAUUGUUGAGACCUCCAAUGCGGAAUACGCCACCGAGACCCGUGAAGAACUGCUGUACAACAAGGAGAAGCUCCUCGCCAACGGUGACAAGUGGGAGCCUGAAAUCGCCGCCGCUGCCAGAGCUGAUGCUCCCUACCGUUAA